CGUUUCCAGCAGCAGCGCAUGCUCUCUACAAUUCGCACACGAUCAACAAUCCUGAAUUGUCAGUAGGGCUCAGUGGUCUGUGGCUGCAGCAUGUAAGGCAUCUUGCCUUUCCAUCGCGGCACAGCUACUCUCCAUGCGCGCACAAGCGUGCCAUAGGUGUAUCGCACGCUAGCCUGCCUUCGAGUACAGAUCAAAGCGUGCUCAGCGAAGACAUCCUUAGCAUUCGCUCGCCAGGAACGCACUUCGCUAUUCUAACGUUUAUUUCAUGCGCCAAGACAUGCACCUCCGUCGAAGAGGAGCGGUGGUGAUUCAAGGUCGAACGACAAUCAGGCAGCCCUCGCUACGGGCCCUUGCCGCCCAAGCCCGUCCUGAUCCGCUCGGCCCCGCCGGAAUCAGCAGCUAUCACCACUUUGAAUGCCGCCAGCCGCCAACAUCUCUCUGGUCGAUGAGAGAUGUCGGUGCCCAUGAGGUACCCUCCUUGGCAGAAUCUCGCCGCGGAGCAAAAUUUGCAGGCUCUCACGCGCGAUCUGAGCUCACAGUCACACCCGCAAGGUCCUCGAAGGAAGUCUUGGCGACCAUCAGCCACGUUCGACGGAGUUGUGAAGGUACUCUGAGUCCUUCGAGCGACAUAGCACAAGGUUUCAAAUCGUGGGCGCGUCCAUGUGUCAUGUCGAGCGUCCAGGUGCACGAGCACAGAAGCUUUUCGUGGAUCAUUGAGUGUUGCGAUACAUUACCUGGGAUAGCGGUUCACUUUGGCAGGUAUAAAGUAACUCCUCCAUGUAACGUUCCAAGCACAUCCAUCCAGUUCAAGUAGCUCGACCCCCACCCUAUUCAAAAG
Ceraceosorus bombacis is the source of this 838-nucleotide messenger RNA. Lineage: Eukaryota; Fungi; Basidiomycota; Exobasidiomycetes; Ceraceosorales; Ceraceosoraceae. The record is from the annotation of a GenBank genome assembly.